Messenger RNA from Nicotiana attenuata, 1203 nucleotides. Its product is annotated as transcription factor MYB1R1-like. The transcript has 3 exons. Gene Ontology annotation, molecular function: zinc ion binding; DNA binding. Gene Ontology annotation, biological process: response to gibberellin; response to auxin; response to ethylene. NCBI's taxonomy places the organism in Eukaryota, Viridiplantae, Streptophyta, Magnoliopsida, Solanales, Solanaceae. The coding region runs from base 291 to 1082 and encodes 263 amino acids. The record is from RefSeq and is a predicted model, not a curated record.
AGGAAGGAGAUUUGUUCCUUGAUUUCUUGUCAUGAACCCAAGUUGGGAAAAUAUCCAAGAAAAAACAAAUAGUAACGUGGCAAUCCAAUCAUCUUCACUUGAUGUAUGCUCCUAUUUUCAUAAGACCCAACUUGUACUACAAAACAUAUUACUGUAUUAUUCAUAUCAACGACUUAAUAUUUCCUCUUCUUUCCACACCCUCAACCCAACUUAACCAAAACGAGAAAACUCAUUCUGGAGUUGGUAAUUUGGGAAGUUAAUAAGUAAUAUUUUCUGUAGCUAGGGUAAAAAUGAGGAGAAAGUGUUCACAUUGUGGGAAGAUAGGUCAUAAUUCAAGAACUUGCAGCAGUUUCAAAGUAGGUGCGGCUAUUAGUUGUGGAUUAAGACUCUUUGGAGUGCAAGUACUUGAUAAUAUCUCUUCUUCAUCUUCAUCUUCAUCUUCAUCAUCAUCUUCUUCUUCUCAUGAUACUCACUUGAAGAAAAGUUUAAGCUUAGAUUGCUUAUCUUCAUCUGAAAAGACUAGUUGCACAAAUGGUUCUCUCUCUCAAUGUCUCUUAGGUCAAGCUCAUCAACAUAGAAGGAAAGGAGUUGCAUGGACAGAGGAGGAACACAGAACAUUCUUAGUGGGACUAGAGAAGUUAGGUAAAGGAGAUUGGAGAGGAAUUUCAAGGAACUUUGUGACAACAAGAACUCCAACCCAAGUUGCUAGUCAUGCUCAGAAGUAUUUCCUCAGACUAUCAACUCAUCAUCAUCUCAACAAUAAGAAGCGCCGUUCCAGCCUCUUUGACUUGGUAAGGAGCAACAACAAGAACCAUCUUGAUGCUAUAACCGAUUACAUUAAUACCAAGCCAGACUAUGCAAACUCUCUAACAAGCUUAAAUGAAGUUUGCCAAGAAACUAGUCUAUCUAAUUUGAUGGAUCUCAAUUCUGCUUCUCAUCAUCAGAUGGUGUCUUCUUCUACUAUUAUGUCCAACUCUCCAGUAGCAGCAGCACUUGAUUUGGAGCUAAGUCUAGCAGCUCCAACAAAUGUGGAUAAAAACAAGCCUAAUACCUUUCUAAUUGGACCCAUUCCUGUUACUUAACGUACUACUCUCUAUGCUAUAAUGAAUUUGUUUUCCUUUUAUCAUGUUACUAUAUAGAAUGUAUACUCCUGUAAUUAAUAACUCUAUUCUCCAUCUCUAACAUCAAAUUUUCAGGCGACGA